CCGAAUCGCAGCAUGGCUACGGAUAAUCUGUAUUUUUGGAAUGAAUUUGAGUUAAAACAACCGCCCUUGGUAACUCUUCAAGUAGAGGACACUGGUUUUGCCAAAAGUGUGUUUGUGGUUAUCAACAGGUUCCUGCAACAGUUGUCCGAACCCGACGCCAUGGAGUUCGAUGAAACAGCGGCCUUGAUUGGGAGACUGAUGGCUCGCAGGAAGAACUCCUUUCGGAACAUGCCGGGAUUCCGGUCUGUCUGUAAAUUAAACUCCGCGCUGUGCCGCCUUCUCCGUUUGGAUUUGGCCAGGGAUCUGCAGCAGUUUCGUGGUGCUCUGCCGGAUGUCUGCGAUGAAAAUCUGGGCGGAGCCAUGCCCACGAGGAGCAACUUUGAGUUUAUUUUGGUGCGCCUGAUGGGCUUCUAUCAUCUUCACGAGCGGAUCAGGGAAUGUUGCCAUGCGGCAGCCUCAUAUUUUACCAAACUCCUGCGCAACAACUUCUUCAUGGAGUUUACCACUUUGCUUAUUGCAGCCCUAGCCAAAAUUAACAAACUGAGUUCCGCACAGGCCAGUAGAUGUGCCAGUCUAUAUAACAAACUGCGCCCGCAAGUACCUCACUUCCCUCAGGUGGCAAAACACAAGUUUCUGAAGGAAAAUCAAGAGCUACCUGCUAAAUUAGAACUUAUUAAGAACACACAUAGUCAAGCAAAAGAAACCAAUACUCCAACUUUGGUCUUGAAACCCAAAAAGGUAGUAACCAAACUGGAAAAAGCCAAAUUGGAGGCCAAAUCCGAUGUGGGAACUAUUGUUGAGAGAAAGGAGUCCCCUGCUCAAGCUGUAACCGAAGUCAAAUUUAAUGAAGAGGUUCUGGCCACCGUUGCGGAUGCCCAGAAAUUUAUUGCCCGCGAAUCGAAGGCUAGACAACAGACUCCAGUUCCCGAAAGCUGUUUAACUAAGAAAAUACCCAAACACGAGUGGCUAGGCGCCCAGACGCUUUUUCAGCGUAAAUUGUCGAAGGAUCCCGCAAAAGCGUUAAGCAUAUUUCGCAAAUUUAUUGUAAGCAAAAUAAAGUAAACUUUUACAUAGGCAAAAACAAACUUGUAUACAAAUAACAAGAAGACAUUUAAUUAAAGACAGGUCACCGUGA
Drosophila ficusphila is the source of this 1135-nucleotide messenger RNA. RefSeq lists its product as uncharacterized. Bases 13 to 1062 code for a protein of 349 amino acids. The transcript is spliced from 2 exons. Lineage: Eukaryota; Metazoa; Arthropoda; Insecta; Diptera; Drosophilidae. Gene Ontology annotation, biological process: positive regulation of Notch signaling pathway. Gene Ontology annotation, cellular component: nucleus. The record is from RefSeq and is a predicted model, not a curated record.